UGGACCGAGUUUUCCGUGCAGCCGAGCGUUCCGUGAUCCUCACGGCCACAGUACCAUUCACGACGCGAACGCGUGCGGCGGCUCGCUGAGUCCGUGUUCCUUUUUUUUCGUUGUUUUGACAAAUGGAGCUCGUCGCGACCGCUGCUGCACCGGUGACCUUCGGUGGCGUCUCGCCGGCGUCGGCGCACCCCGAGACAGCUGAUCGUGAAUCACGGCCCGGCCACUUAGCCGGCGGCGAACCGAAGUGUUACAUCUGUGGGGAUUUGCGGUUCGGCUCGGAGCCGGAACUGGACCGUCACCUGGAGUGGCAGCACGCCGGCGAGCUGGUGCCGUACCGGUGCGCACCGUGCGGCUUGGACGGGUUCGUGCCGAUCCGGUCGAUGCGUGCUAUUAAUAAACACUUUGCCCUCCACGACGUGCACGAGCGGCCGCACGGAUGCACCCUGUGUGCGCUGCGCUUCCGCUCCGGGCGCAACCUGCAGUCUCACGUUCGUCUGUACCACGCGGGCGGCUCGCGAAACGUCAAAACGUGGCCUAACGGCUCGAUGUCCGAAGUGUCCUCCUGCCAGAAGCGGCGCUCCACCGGGCUCCGUCGCGACUUCCAGUGCGCCCACUGUGGCGCCAUCUACAGUGCGCGGAGUGCGUUGAAGCGCCACGAGAAUACGCACACGCUCGGCGUGACGUACCUGUGCCGGGAAUGUGGCAAACGCUUCGCCAAACUCGACUGCCUCACGCAGCACGCCCGGAUCCACAGCCGGAUACGGCCAUACGCGUGCGAACUGUGCGGCAAGACGUUCAUCCAGCUCGGCCACCUCCGGAUCCAUAUGCGCCACCACACCGGCGAACGACCGCACGUCUGCGGGAUCUGCAACCGCGGGUUCCGCCACAAGACUGGCCUAACCGUGCACGGUCGAAGUCACUCCGGCGUGAAACCGUUCCGGUGCGCCGUCUGUGGCACCAGUUUCGGUGAUGCUGGCACACUCCGGAAGCAUGGAGCCGUCCAUCGGACGAAGACCACGGUGUAGCGCCUGACGCCAUUACGUCAUCGGACAUCGGAGUACUUCCGACGGCACGUUGCCAGCUGACGGAUGAUUGCGAGCAAACGACACAUUCUGGACCAUCACGUUCCCAAGGAGCGAGUUUUGUGACUGUGACUCGCGGACGUUAACAGUGGUUCUAAAAAUAAUGGAUGACCAUAUGUAGGUGGUGUGUAAGGGGCAUUAAAAAUGAGUUUUAAUUAUUUUCCGCAACCGAUAAGCAGCACGAGUGCGCUGGACAAAGUUGGCGAUACCUUAGUCACAGUU
Anopheles cruzii is the source of this 1304-nucleotide messenger RNA. RefSeq names its product zinc finger protein 814-like. Gene Ontology annotation, biological process: regulation of transcription by RNA polymerase II. Gene Ontology annotation, cellular component: chromosome. Bases 123 to 1025 code for a protein of 300 amino acids. Lineage: Eukaryota; Metazoa; Arthropoda; Insecta; Diptera; Culicidae. Gene Ontology annotation, molecular function: chromatin insulator sequence binding. The transcript has a single exon. The record is from RefSeq and is a predicted model, not a curated record.